Nothoprocta perdicaria is the source of this 2517-nucleotide messenger RNA. RefSeq names its product tetratricopeptide repeat protein 4-like. The transcript has 17 exons. The record is from RefSeq and is a predicted model, not a curated record. Bases 1 to 2070 code for a protein of 689 amino acids. Gene Ontology annotation, molecular function: Hsp90 protein binding. NCBI's taxonomy places the organism in Eukaryota, Metazoa, Chordata, Aves, Tinamiformes, Tinamidae.
AUGGCCUUCUUUGUUGAGCUCCUGCAGCUGCCCGAGGCGAAGCGGCUCCCGCAGAGGUACUCGGUGACCCGCCUCGCGCAGGGGCUCCCGCACGGCGACCCCGUCAUGCGGGUGCUCUGUGUCAAAGGACUGAUAACCAUGGAAAAGUGGCGCGGAAAGGACAUCCAGGGCCUGGUGCCAGCCAUGAUGAGGAGCUUGCAGGGAGUGGACGGGAAGCUGGUGGUGGAAGCGCUUGCCGACGUUGGGAAUAUCCUGCGAAGCCUGGACACGGCGACUUGCAUCGGCUGCAUCACCAGACCCCUCAGGCUCCUCUUUGACGACGUAAGGGACCCCUCUUCCCGAGGGAGGAGCGCCUCUCCGAACGGCGGCGCCGGCGCAUCCCGGCAGGAGCGGCCCAGCGUGCGCCUGGCCGCCGUGUCGCUGUUCGGCGCGGCGCUGCGCAGCCUGAGCCGCUGGCCGCGGCUCCCCGAGCGCCGGGAGCUGCUGGACAGCGUCGUGCCGCUGCUGCUGCGCUCGCAGGAGGCCAACACCGACGUGGCCAGGAAGUGCGUGAGGGCCCUCAGGGAGUGCGGGCGGCUGCUGCGCUGGAGGCUGCCCAGGGAGGCCGGCCGCGAGCAGGCCUGGCACCGCCGCCAGGAGCACGCUCGGGACAUCUGCGAGGACCUGGUGAAGAAACACGGAGAGCAUGUGCCGAGGUUCCUGUCCCAGAGCCAGCGCUACCUGGAGAGCUCCCAGCCGGCGCUGCGGAGGGCGGCAGAGCUCUUCGUGGGGUUCCUGGUCGCGCACAUGGAUCCCGCCAGCGCCACCGAGAUGCCCACCGUGAGCAAGGGAGGUGGGGGCGUGGCCCGGCUGGGUGGGCGGGGUCUAAGGGUGGCGAGGAGGGUGAUCGGGCGGGAGGGGCGGAAGCGGUUCCGGAAGCGGCGUGGCGACGGCGCCGGAAGCGGCAGCAUGGCGGAGGUCGGGGCGGGCGGCGCGGCGCCGCGGUACCGGGGCGGCCUCAACGAAAGCACCUGGGAGCAGGAGCUGGAGACCAUCCCCAUGUUCAUGACGCGCUGCCCGGCGGAGAUCGACGCGGCGCGGCAGCCCGAGCUCGCCUGCCUCCAGUCGCUGCUCUUCGACGAGGAGCGCAGCCCCGAAGAGCUCGCCCGUCUGUACAAGAACGAGGGCAACGAGUACUUCAAGGAGAAGGACUACGGCAAGGCCGUGCUCUCCUACACGGAAGGGCUGAAGAAGAAGUGCCAGGACCCCGAGCUGGGCGCCGUGCUGCUCACGAACCGCGCGGCCGCCCAGGCCCGGCUCGGUAACUACCGUUCUGCUCUCAACGAUGCCAUCCAGGCGAGAAGGCUGAAGCCCUCCCACCUCAAAGCGAUCGUGAGAGGAGCUCUCUGUCACUUGGAGCUAAAGAAUUUCUCUGAAGCUGUAGAGUGGUGUGAGGAGGGCCUGCAGAUAGACCCGAAGGAGAAAAAGCUCCUGGAAGUGCGAGCCAAAGCCAGUAAGCUAAAGCGAAUUGAGGAGCGGGAUGUGAGGAAAGCAAAGGUGAUGGAGAGGAAGGAACAGAGUCGAAAGGAAAGUUUACUUGCAGCAAUAAAGGAAAGAAAUAUCAAGGUGGUUCUUGAGCCUUCAAACGAGGAAGAGGAAGUGUCCGAUGCUCUGGCUGAGAUGUCCUUGGAUGGGUUCCACUCUGACAAUGCCCUGGGGGCCAAGGUGCACUUAGAUGCUGAUGGCAGCCUAAACUGGCCUGUCCUCUUCCUGUACCCGGAGCACGAGCAAACGGACUUCAUUGCAGCUUUUCAUGAGAACACGAGAUUUAUUGAUCAUUUAAUGGUGAUGUUUGCUGAGUUACCACCGUGGGAUUUGGAGAGGAAGUAUCUUCCCAGCAAUCUUGAGCUCUAUUUUGAAGAUGAAGAAAGAGCAGAAAUGCAUGAGGUGAACCCAGAACACACGUUGCUGCAAAUGUUGCAGCACCGUAGGUAUUUUGUAAAGGCUGGGACUCCCACAGUUUUGGCAUUUGUAAAGCGUUCUCCUUUCUCCAAGAAGUAUUUCUCCAGCAAGAAGGUGCAUCGGCUGUAAUGAGCAAGAGUGAAACGAGGAAUCACGUGCUGGAGACUGCUCUUUGUGUCCCGCUUGGACUGCGAUGUUCUGCUCGUGCAAGAACACCCUGCACCUGCUGGGCUGGGGCACUGGAGUGCACAGGGAAACUUCCAGCAAGGCAGGAUGGUAACGGAAUGAGGGAAUCACAAGAGGGGAUUGAUUAUUCACUGCAGAGCAACCCCGUGGCUUACAGAAGAACAUCCUUCGUGGCUCGCUUGUAGUUUUGAGAGAAACCUGAAGCACCAGCAAGCAGCUCUGCACCCAGCCCUGCUGCUUGGGCUCUGCUCGCAGCAGUGGGCCUUACUGACCCUCUUGCUAACUCGUUGUGUUGUAUAAUUUGGAAAUAAACAUGUCUAUUUUGAGUGGACUGACUUCUGCCGAACGGAUGAGACAGUCAUUUUUCUCACUGAGCGAAAUAUCGCGUGG